AUGAGAAAUGCCUGGGUUCUCUUAGCGACCUAUGCACUCCCAGUCCUAGGGUUAACACUGCACGAGCGAGACACUCCGGCCGUCGUUGGCUUCGAUAUUAAACGAAGAGAGAUCUCGAAUCCCGUCGCUAGAGAUCGAGCGAGGCGGAAGCGUUCGGAUACAGUCAGCGUGGGUUUGGAUAACGAGGAACUCCUCUAUCUGGUCAAUGUCACUCUUGGUACCCCCGAACAGAGCUUGCGUCUGGUCAUCGACACCGGCAGCAGUGAUCUAUGGGUGAAUGCUCCCAAUUCCACCUUCUGUGAAGAAUACUCGAAAUACUGUGAUUAUUUCGGUACCUAUGAUUCCAGUGCAUCGUCCACCUACUCCUAUGUCUCCUCGGAUUUCAAUAUCACCUAUGCCGAUGGCUCCGGAGCCGCCGGCGUCUACGCUACCGAGACGCUUCACAUUGGGGACACUACCUUGAAAGACUUCCAAUUCGGCAUCGGCGAUACCUCGUCUUCGGAAGAGGGUGUGUUGGGAAUUGGAUACGUCACAAAUGAAGCCCAGGUGGGCACCGCGGGGGAGCAAUCCUAUGCUAACCUACCCAAGGCCAUGGUGAACAAGGGAUUGAUCAACUCCAAUGCAUACAGUUUGUGGUUGAACGACCUGGAUGCCAGCGAAGGCUCGAUUCUGUUCGGCGGUGUGAAUACCGACAAGUAUCACGGAACCCUCGAGACCUUGCCGAUCGAGAAAACCGGCGACGGAUAUACCGCCUUCUACAUCGCCCUGACCGGAGUUGCCUUGACAAACUCCUCCGGUACCACCAAUUACUCCUCCAGCGCCCUUCCGGCUGCCGUUCUGCUCGAUUCCGGUAGCUCCCUGACCUAUCUCCCGGAUAGCAUCGUCGAGAAGAUCUUUGAAGAUUUAGAUGUCACCUACGAAGCGUCGGACGGCUAUGGCUUCGUCCCCUGCAGUAUCGCUAAGAAGGAUUACAAUAUCUCGUACACCUUCUCGUCUCCGACCAUCACCGUUGGGAUCGCCGAGCUGGUUCUGGAAUUGGAAGAAGCGUACUAUAGCAAUGGUGACGCUGCCUGCACCUUUGGCAUUGUCCCAUCCGGAGGAAGCACCUCGGUGCUGGGUGAUACGUUCCUGCGCAGCGCGUACGUGGUAUACGAUUUGGCCAACAACGAGAUCUCGUUGGCCAACACCAACUUUGACUCGACGAGCAACAACAUCAAGGAGAUUGGCACCGGUUCGAAUUCGGUGCCGGGGGCCACCUCAGUUACCAACGCAGUAACUACUGCAGCCACUGGAAGUGACGGGGCACGCAUUGGAGGCCCGACCGGUGAUAGCACCGCCGUCAUCACAAUGGGCAACGGCAAGACCAGCAACCCUGCUGCCCCAGGCCCAACCAGGAUGCCCAAUCACAUGGCUUUGGGUCUGGCCGGAGCGGCUCUGCUGGCUCUGUGA
This is a messenger RNA of Penicillium longicatenatum, 1449 nucleotides long. RefSeq names its product pepsin-like aspartic protease. The transcript is spliced from 3 exons. The record is from RefSeq and is a predicted model, not a curated record. Gene Ontology annotation, biological process: proteolysis. Gene Ontology annotation, molecular function: aspartic-type endopeptidase activity. NCBI's taxonomy places the organism in Eukaryota, Fungi, Ascomycota, Eurotiomycetes, Eurotiales, Aspergillaceae. The coding region runs from base 1 to 1449 and encodes 482 amino acids.